UAAUACAAAAUACACAGAACAAUCAUAAAUCAUUGAUUAAUCAAUACUUCUUUAAUACUUCAGUAACUAAUUGAACGUUACCUAAUAGCCUUGUUAACCCUUCGUGUGUAUUUUAAUUAUGGAAUUAUAACUAGAUUUAACUUACAUAUGUAAAUAAUGAAAUUCAACAAUAUGGAACUACCAGUACCGUAGGCAUUCCCUUAGAAUACAAAGGCAUGGCCGAUUAUUUCCUAUAUUUUAUAAUCAAAACUAAUCAUCAUCUAAUAAUCAUAAAUUAGAAUAUGUGUGGUAUUCUAACAGUGAACAUUCCGAAAACAAAGCGAAGAGAUUUUAUAAAUUAAAAUUCACAAUGUAAAAGUAAUCUUUCAACUCUUUGAAAACAUAAAGUGUUCAUGUAACAGAAAAUGUUUGAAAACAAGAAGUCCGUACGGAACAUAACAUGACACUGAACAUAGGUAAACAGUGUCAUGACAAAAGUAUAUUUUUCAAACAACUCACAUAAUGAAUGCCUCAAUUAGUUGUUGAACAGCGAUGGCCAGUACAAUCCGCGUCUGGACAUCCGUCUUAAUUAUUAUUGUGCUCCUUCUCACUGCCAAAGUAAAGUGCUAUGAAAAAACAUUACGGAAAAUUGUGCGAAACCAAUCAAAAAUGGUACAGAGACCAUUUAGUGAAAAUGCCGGUCCAGAUUCAAUAUGGAAAAAUCUCACUAACAUUCAUUCUGUACGUGUCAACGAAGCUCUACUCUUUCCAAACGUAGCUCAAAUGAAGACAGUUUUCCAUAAUAUACAACGGCCAAAAAUAUCAACUAUAUUGACUUCACUAGAAACAAGUAAAGGUAAAGCUUCAUAUUCGAAAACAAAGAUAUCAAACCCAUCAACGUCGAAUGAACUAAGGUUGACCAGAAAUACGUUUACAGACAUAAACGUAACAACGGAACCCCCUAAAGAACGGACAGAAGUUUAUUCUAAUUUUACCAAUGCACGUAACGUAAAAUUGGCAAUCAAAAACUACUAUCAAAUUCCUACACCAUCCAGAUUCUUCCCACCCGUAGAAGACCAUGACAUGCACGCUAGUACAGAACAAAGAGGAACCAGCAGUAAAGAAAACACAGUAAUCAUUCCGAAAUUUCACGAAAAAAAGAAUGAAAAAGAAGAGAUACAGGUCAAGGGCAUUUUGAUUCCAAAUUCUAAUAAAAUCAAGACCCAAACAGAAAGUACAGCCAGUAGUGCAGUGCGUAGACAGACAAUGCAUAGUAUUAUAGAUAUAGAUCCAGAGAAUGAAAAAGCAGAUUUUCUCAUCGAAGGGUUACCCAUGGAUAGUACACUGUUCACGUAUAAUCUAACAUCCGACCCCUACUCUUGUUCUAUACUAAAAACAACAAAUACGGACAUUGAUGCGCAAGAAAAAUUUUCACAACUGAAUAUAGAGCCGUUUUGGAUGAGCAGGAAGCAUUUUUGGAAUCAUAUUUUCGAUAGCCGAUAUGAAUCUCUAAUGAGGAAUCCAAAAUGGCCACCUUUGAAGGUUAUCCUAAUACCUCGAAGCCACGUCGACUCAAUAUGGAGACGAUCAUAUGCACAAUAUCACAAUGAUAGUGUUAACAAAAUUCUAUCUAAUAUUGUAAAAAAGCUGCAGUUCUACAACACACUAACAUUUAGUUGGAAUGAGAUAUCACAUCUGAGUCAUUGGUGGAAAACAACGACGCACAGAAAUCGAGCGGCAUUUCGCAAAUUAUUAAGAUCAGGCAGACUUGAAAUUACAACGGGAGGUUGGGUCGAACCUGAUGAAGCAACAUCGCAUUUAUUUGGACUCGUCCAUCAGCUGACAGAAGGGCACCAGUGGCUAAAGCAACAUUUGAAUUAUACUCCAAAAGUAGCGUGGUUGACUAACAGUGUUACUCAUAGUCCAACUAUGACUUAUCUACUAGCCGCAUCAAAUGUUAACGAACUGGUUUUCACAAAUCUUCAUUACGCUUGGGAACAAUAUUUAUCUGAAUAUCAAUACAGCGACUUUAUAUGGUUACAAAGUUGGGACGACGAUAAAACUUAUCCCUCCAAUUUAAAUGACGUACUCGACAAAAUGGGGAAGGAUCGUUAUCCGAAACAUGCUGUUUUAACACAUUAUCUGCAAUUUAAUUCAGCUGGCUUUAGAGCGUGCGGCCCAAAUGGCCCUCUCUGUGCGUCAGAAUAUAACUUUGCUACAAAUCAUAGAAACCUUGAUGUCAGCGCUUUCAAUGUAAAAGAAAAGGCUGAAGUGCUUCUCGAACAAUAUUCUAAAACAGGAACAAUAUCACCCCAUAACACCAUUAUUGCACCUAUAGGUGGCCCGUACCAUUACGAAAUGCAAGCAGAGUUCGACUUUCAGUUCAAUAAUUAUCAAAAAAUUGCGGACUUUGUAGCAGCAAAUAAAGAAAUUUAUAAAGCUAGCAUAGAAUUUGGAACAGCUAAAGAUUAUUUUGAUUAUUUAAAAUCCAAUCAUAAACAUUUUCCUACUUUGAAAGGUGACUUUCUUAAUUUUGCUGAUAUUAGUGUCGGUAGUCCUGCAUAUUGGACUGGGUUUUAUACAUCAAGACCGUUUACUAAGAUUCUAUUAAGGCGUUUGCACGCAACACUGCGAACUACAGAAAUAUUAUUUUCUUUUGCUUUGAAUCUUAACGUAUUUCGCCGCUCCAAUAUUUCGCAAAUAUUUGAACUCUUAAUAAAAACAAGAGAAACAGUUGCGCGUCUACUUGACCGCAAUGUCGUAAGCGGAACAAUUUCAGCAAACGCCUUAAAGUAUGUUCACACUCAAAUACUAAAUACAGCCAGAGACUGCUGGUACAUUCAGGAAAUUUCAGCUAGUUUCUUAAGUUUGAAGCCGGACACACAUGUUCCCUAUUUACAAAAAUAUGUGUACAGAGAUGGUGUAUUCGCAUCCGUGUUGAGGACAGUUUCGCCCGGAGAUCAAGUUUACAUUUUUAACUCCUUAAGUCAUGAGCGAACGGAAAUUGUAGAACUCACUACAAGAUAUCCAAACAUAAGAAUCGUGGAUCACAAUAAAAGAGACGUAACAGUUCAGAUAAAUCCAGUAUGGACUUACACUUCGGAAAAUCUCAUUAAAUUGUCUAGAAUGUUCUACAAAAUUGUCUUUUCUGUAAUGAUACCUCCGUUAACACUUGAACUUUUUAAAAUUAAGGACACAUACGAUGCUUCACAGAAUGCUGCUACCAUAUAUUGUUUAUCGUGCCACAUUGACGAUGUAAUCAAUAACGGAACUGUGUAUCCAUUUACCAUUCAACCAAUACAGUCAGGUGACAUACAACUUGAGAGCUAUAAACACAGACUUUUGUUUGAUGAAUUUACUGGCUUCUUGAAAACAGUAAUCGAGAAAGAAACAAAUAUUGAGAAAAACGUUUUUAUUGAUUUCGGCGCGUUUAGGGAUUCGGAUUUUAAUUCUGGAAUGUUCUUAUUUAAUACAAAUACUACGAAACCCUUGCAUGACAUUCUAUCAGAUUACAGAUUUGGAGUUAAAAAGAAAAUUUUAUUGAUUGUAUCAGGACUAGUCACUACAGAAAUAACCACUGUUUAUGGACGAUUAUUACAACACACAACCAAAAUAUUCAAUCUCCUCAGAAGUCCUUUGUCAAGUGCUAUUUUUUUGGAAAGCAAAGUAGAUUAUGAAGUGUCACCUAAGUACAGAGAAUUAGAACUCUUUCUGUCAAUACAAACAGAUAUCAAUAAUGGUAAUCCUCCUGAGAUCUUUACAGACAACAAUGGCUUCCAGUACACUCGGCGAACUUUGAAUAUCAGCCGUCGCAUUGAGUCUAACAUGUACCCAAUAACGAGUAUGGCAUUUAUACAAGAUAGAAAAACAAGACUUACCUUCAUAACAGACCAUGCUCAAGGUGUCACUGCUCUACAAGAAGGGCAAAUGCUAUUCAUGCUCGAUAGACGAGUCCUUUUUAAUGAUGGCCGAGGUACUCAUGAAGGACUGGCAGAUAGUACCGCUACGUGCCAUAGAAAUUACAUGUUGUUGGAAAAUCUUAUGGAUUCAGCUAACUCUUUUAAUCGACAAGCACACAAAACUGAAUUAAAAUUGCCCAGUCUAUCUGCAUUAUAUUUAGCCAACGCUCUCGAUUACCUGCUGGAUAUAUUCCUUAUCGAAAAAAAUCACACUCAACUUUGUUACUACACUUUUCUACCUUUGGUUAAAACUUCUUUUCCUUGUGAUGUUUCUCUUGUCAAUUUCAGAGCAGUCCUACACAGAAGUACGUUUCGACACGCUAACCCCAACACUGCGUUGAUGACCCUACACCGGCAAACUUUUUCCUGUCAAGUAGACAACACUGCACAACUGCACUGUAGUGGUGAUAGCCAAGUGGUCUUAAAAAAGAUACUUCGUAAUGCAAAGAAAAUAGAUCAGAUGAAUCUUCCAGGAACCGAUGGAGGAGUGCCAGUAUUUGUACUAAGCCUUACCAACUUUCCGCCGAUGGAAUUGACUACCUUGAGAAUACAAUUUUAAAUGAAACAAUGUCGAUUAUUCAUCUGCAUAAGUGUAUGAACUGAUAAUUUGAGUACCUGGUACAGUUUGUCACCACAGAAAGUAAGCUGUUGCAUGUCAGUAGGUGAGAAAGUAAACAUUCAAAGCUAAGAAGUGUGAACAAAGACAUAAUACUGAUAACUAUAAUGACAACCGAUGCUUUUUAAAAUAAUAUGCUUCUUGGGCCUUUUAAAGUUAAAUGUUGAUUAAGGGUGCCUUUCCACCAAAGAUGUGCUAUGUAGGUAUACUACGAAGAUGUAACAGCUAAGCUGUGAAACUAUGUGACCGUUUCCACUGAUAUUAAGCUAUGUAGCUGUGCGAGGAAGAUGCGCAGCUAGUAUACGAUGUAUCGAUAGUAGGGAAGCCAUCCAUAUCAGUAUACGACUAACACACAUCCAUAGCACGCACCAAUAGUACGCAUCUUUCCAUAUAAAAAACACCACAAACAGUGCUAUGCUAUGUUUACUAAUGUAUAUGACUUGUGGAAGCCUAACGCAUCCACGGGUUCGUAUCAUAGCACAUCUCUGGUGGAAAAGCGAGAGAGUGUAUGACAUGUAAAAAAUAAAUUACGGAACUAGACCUUUAUACUGAAAAUUUAUAAGAUAGUUUACAAUUGUACAUAAACAUUUGAAUAAAAUUUGA
Messenger RNA from Spodoptera frugiperda (fall armyworm), 5157 nucleotides. Its product is annotated as alpha-mannosidase 2-like. Gene Ontology annotation, cellular component: Golgi membrane. The record is from RefSeq and is a predicted model, not a curated record. The transcript is spliced from 6 exons. Gene Ontology annotation, molecular function: carbohydrate binding; alpha-mannosidase activity. Lineage: Eukaryota; Metazoa; Arthropoda; Insecta; Lepidoptera; Noctuidae. Bases 532 to 4497 code for a protein of 1321 amino acids. Gene Ontology annotation, biological process: mannose metabolic process; protein deglycosylation; N-glycan processing.